CUUCAGAAACCAAUACAAUAUUUUGAGGAGAAUGAUGUUUUUUAUAAUAUGCUGGAAUACGAGUUUGAUUUCAAUAACGAGAAAGGAAAAGAGGCAGUCUCAUCAGUACGUCAUUUUUAUAUUGGUGAUAAAGAAGUUAACGAAGAUCUGAAAUGGAAAAUAGUUAACUUUACUUCGGACAUCACAUUCAAUUAUCCUGCAUAUAGAGAUAUGGAUAAAUUUAUACAAAAUGGCGCCGAAAAGGUCUAUUACUAUAUAUUUGCGUACACGAGCUCGUCAAACUUAUAUAAGAAACUAUUGAAUAUAUCUGUUGGAAGAUCUAUUCAUGGGGAUGAAUUGGCGUACCUUUUUGAAACCAACUCAAUACCUCCUCUAUCUGCUCCAGAUAGAAUUAUAAUGGAAAGGAUGACGACUAUGUGGACGAAUUUUGCUAAAUACGGGAAUCCAACACCCGACAAAAGUGAAAUGUUACCAGUACUAUGGCUUCCAAUAAGCAAAGAUAGUAGAAAUUACCUCCUCAUUGAUCUAGACGAAGAAAUGGGUAAAGAUCUGUACAAAGAUCGCAUCGAUUUCUGGGAUACAUUUUAUGAAACCUACAAACCAUUUAUGAGACCGAAUAAGAGCUUUGUUAAUUUAUUAUUAUAAAAAUAAAUUCUGGUCUACGAAACAUUAAAGAAGUUAUGUCUUGGAUAACACAUUCCAAUAUCGCAUAUAAAUUCGUUUUAAACUACA
Pieris brassicae (large cabbage white) is the source of this 732-nucleotide messenger RNA. Its product is annotated as carboxylesterase 4A-like. The transcript has 3 exons. The coding region runs from base 49 to 645 and encodes 198 amino acids. NCBI's taxonomy places the organism in Eukaryota, Metazoa, Arthropoda, Insecta, Lepidoptera, Pieridae. The record is from RefSeq and is a predicted model, not a curated record.